Molecule: messenger RNA, 1947 nt
Organism: Lepisosteus oculatus (spotted gar)
Lineage: Eukaryota; Metazoa; Chordata; Actinopteri; Semionotiformes; Lepisosteidae
Source: RefSeq, a predicted model, not a curated record
CCUCAAAAGGCUGUGACUGUGGGAGAAGGAGUGAAUUGAUGAGAGCUGUCUUCAUCUGUCCAUCUGCCCCUGUCUCCGGUGGUCACUGGAGGACGAGGAGGAUGGCGACACCUACGAGGCGCCGCCUUGUGAACGUCCCGCCAUGAAGGUCCCGCAAAGAAAUAUGGAGGAGAACGUUUACCUGGAGAGGGCAGCAGCACCCAGCCCCUCCAGACAGGGCCCGCCCUCUAGACCUUCCAAGACAGUGCCAGGGAAAAGCAAGAAGCCCGAGCUGCAGGACAAGUCCGAGGACACCUACAUCGACCCCAAUGCCAAAACGCCCCCCCAGGUGAACCGUAAGGAGAAGCCGGGAAAGAAGGUGCCCCCAAGACCUGUCUCUGUCCCACAGGCUGAUGAAGAUGUAUAUCUGGACCCCAACGAAGGCCAGGAUGACAAUGACGACCUAUAUCUGGAGCCUGAUGCAGGAGACGUAUCACAGGAGAGGCAGAGAGUGUGUCCUUCCAUCCCCAGCAAGAUCCCACUGAUCCCUCCCUCACCAGGACCACGCGGUCUCACCAUACCCAUGAUGAAGCCCCCAGUUCCCAGGGAUAAGUCUACGAAGGACUUCUCCUCUGAUGGGACAGAGGGCAGGCGAACCUCUUUUCCAGGUAAGGUGCCACCACCAAUGCCAGCAGCCAAGCCUCCCCUGCCCACUUCACUCAAGGAGCACAAGCCCAGCCCCUCUUCGCUCAGAGUGCCCAGGGACGGUCCGGGAGUCAAGCAAAUGGGGCUGAAGCUUUUCCUCCAGUCUGGGCCAGAGGAUGCCAGGCUGCAGGACAAGGACUGGUUUGCAGGAAACUGUGAUCGCAAGGCAGCGGAGGCCGUCCUGCACGGAGUUGGCAAGGAUGGGACGUUCCUGGUGCGCCUCAGCUCGGCUCAGGGGGCGCGGCAGCCAUACACACUUGUGGUCCUGUACAUGCAGAAGGUCUACAACAUCCCCAUCCGGUACCUGGAGGAGAGCCGCAGCUACGCACUGGGCAAGGAGGGCAAGAGGACUGAGGAGGUCUUCGGCAGUCUCUCGGACAUCAUCACUCACCAUGCAAGCAACCCCAUCCUGCUGAUCGACAGCAAGAGCCAGGCCAAACACACCACCUACCUCAGCCACCCUGCCCGCCCCUGACCUACCACCCCAUUGACACCCCCUGUACAGCACGCAGGGUGGGCACAAGAAAACAGCAGCAGAAUGAGUAACCCACCAUUAACCUCCAGAAACACCCCAACACCUGCUCAUCCCAGCCAGUGCUGUUCUCCCAGCGUGGUACAGGAGCAGCCCUGGAGCCUGCAGAUCCAGCUGUGCUGCCUCUUGCCCGACAGCUGGACUCCCUGGUGAAAUCAAGACCUGCAAAUCACCUUCCUCUCACUAACGAGACCCACCCUCCCUGCACAGGGGAGCAGCCCGCACAGCUGGGGCUACAUCUGGAUGGGACCACCUGUGUCCCAGACGCAGGUUUUCUUCAGUCAACGGAGAUGCACAAGAACGCCACCUGCAGGACAUGGAGGAAACAGUCCCGAAAAGUCGAUUCUAGGUUUCUGUCCGCUUCUCUCAGCACUUUUCCCUUCGUUCAUAUUAGCACCCGGAACCUAGCAUAGAGGUUUGUUAAUACUGUUCUGUAUGUUUAAAAUUAAAUUGUAGAGUUUCUUUAAUUCGAUAUUUAUUUUAACUAUGAGGUAAGGGAGCGAAACGUGUAUAGAUAUAUGCGUUUUUUUUAUUUUGCAUCGUACCUGAGGACGUUUCUUUUAAGAGAAAUACCAAGUGUCAGCAACCGGCGUGCAGAUGUUUCCACGAGAUGUGCGCCAAACUCACACUACUGUGAAAAGUGAAGAUCUACAGAUCCGCCUUCAGAUUUAAUUACAAAAUUUCUGUUCUUGAAAAAUAUUAAUAAAACACAAUUUUCAUUACUUUUACAA